Messenger RNA from Salvia splendens (bonfire salvia), 1265 nucleotides. Its product is annotated as LRR receptor-like serine/threonine-protein kinase RPK2. The transcript has 2 exons. NCBI's taxonomy places the organism in Eukaryota, Viridiplantae, Streptophyta, Magnoliopsida, Lamiales, Lamiaceae. Gene Ontology annotation, molecular function: protein binding. The record is from RefSeq and is a predicted model, not a curated record. The coding region runs from base 559 to 1053 and encodes 164 amino acids.
UUACCCAUGUUAGGCAUAGAUAGGCCUCCCUAUCUACCCUAAUUUCUUUGUUUGGUUGCCAUGUUAGCUAUCUACCUGACCCGGUUCUUCCAUCCCAGAACCCGACUCACGCGAAGAUAUGGGAUGCCAAAACAGAGAUAACUCUGUCUCUGGUGAAACAUGCGAUAGGGAUGAAGAAACGCAUUGAAGCUUUCGCAUUUCACCCAAUUGACUUGAAUACCCCUUGAUUUACUCCAUCUCCAUCUACUUUACUCCACAAUCAACCACCAAUUGCUCUUGUUGUUGUCAAUUGCCGGUGUUGUUUACGCCCUGGUUAAUUACGAUUCCGAUAAAUCUGCGCUUCUCGAGUUCAAGGCCUCAAUUUCAGACCCCUACAGAGUGCUUAGCAGCUGGGGUUCCAACAAUCCGAAUCACUGCUCAUGGGCCGGCGUUUCGUGCGGGCCGGGUUCGCGGGUCGCUGCGCUGAAUAUAACCGGCGGAGGUGCUUUGCUCUCUCAAUUUAGUGGGUUGAGGAAAUUGAAAGUUCUUAACUUGGGAUUCAAUAAAAUCUUUGGAGGGAUGCCGAGCUCUUUGUCAAAUUGUACGGGCCUUCAAGUUCUGAGUUUAGCUGGGAAUCAGUUGAAUAGAUCAAUUCCGGGGUUUGUGGGCGGGUUUAUGGAUUUAAGCGGGCUUCACUUGUCGUUUAAUCUGCUUAGUGGAUCUAUUCCAGUUGAGAUUGGUGAUAAUUGUGGGAAGAUGGAGCAUUUGGAGCUCUCCGGGAAUUACUUGACUGGUGGUAUUCCAAGAGAAAUUGCUAAAUGCAGUGGGCUAAAGACCCUUCUCUUGUACUCUAAUCUGUUGGAGGAGGUUCUUCCUAGUGAGCUUGGUCAGUUGAGUCAGCUUCAAGUGAUGGAUGUUUCGAGGAACAAUUUUGGGGGCCCGAUUCCACCUCAGAUUAGUAACUGUACAAGUCUUUCAAUCCUUGUAUUGGCAAACUCAUGGAAUCCUCUUCCAAAUGUUUCGAUUUUAGGUGGUAGUUAUUCGAUGGAGAAGCUGGCAUUGCCUGUUGAUUAGUACAAUUUGUACGAGGGUACACUCCCUGAUGAAACAAAGGCCACACAAGAUAUUGUCAUUCAUGGGAUUGAUUGUAUUUGUUGUAGUUUACUUGUAGAAUUCAUAAACUGGUGGAACAACUUGCUGAUUUUGAUGGACAUGUGUUGGUCCAAAUCCAAUCCAAAUAUAGCACUCGCUUUGCUGUUGUGUAUCAAUAAAUGAACUUUGUUUCA